Chaetomium fimeti is the source of this 1623-nucleotide messenger RNA. RefSeq names its product Dor1-like family-domain-containing protein. Gene Ontology annotation, biological process: intra-Golgi vesicle-mediated transport; cytoplasm to vacuole targeting by the Cvt pathway. The record is from RefSeq and is a predicted model, not a curated record. The transcript has a single exon. Gene Ontology annotation, cellular component: COG complex. NCBI's taxonomy places the organism in Eukaryota, Fungi, Ascomycota, Sordariomycetes, Sordariales, Chaetomiaceae. The coding region runs from base 62 to 1504 and encodes 480 amino acids.
GACAGAACGUUCAAGUUCGCGAUCUCCGUACUCAACUCGUCGGCACCAAACAACGCCCGAAAUGGCCGACCUUCUCUACGAAUUACUGUCGCCGCCAGGGCCAUCAUCGUCCCGGGAUACCGCAGACCCGAGCUCACUCGAAUAUCUCACAACAUUGGCCUCACAGCCGCUCUCGUCACUCGCGUCAUCAGAACCACAAGCACUGUCGCAAUCGUCUCAUGGGCUGCUUCUCUCGUUGCAAGCUCUCUCCAAGAAAUCACACAAGCAGAUCAUCGAGUCUGCAUCUCACCAUGCCACACUCCGCACCACAUUACCCGCACUCGCAGCGAGCACUGCCGACCUACGCAAUGCAAUCCCCAAGCUCGAUAGCGAAGCAGUGCGUUUCUCGACGACCUACAACAAGAGCAGCGACAGUGAUGUGCUAGCACGUCGCAAAAAGGCACUCCUCCUCUCACGUAACGUGGAGCGGUUGGUUGAUGUGCUCGAAUUGCCAACCCUGCUAUCCUCCUCCAUCACCACAGCUCCCGUCAACUACUCAUCCGCCCUGGACCUGAACGGGCACAUCCGGCGGCUGCACUCCAUCUACCCGAACUCGCCCCUCAUAGAGUCAAUAUCCACGCAAGCCGACGAGGCGAUGCGCGACAUGGCCGCCAACCUCAUCCUCUCCCUCAAAGCGCCCGGCCUCAAGCUAGCCGCCUCACUCCGAACCAUCAGCUGGCUGCGCCGAGUGCUCCCCGACCUCGAAGCAGCCUCCUCCCCAUCCACCACCUCACCCACAACCACCACCACCACAGGCACCACCACCAUCACCCAACCCUCCCCGCACGCCACCAAAGGCGGCCGCGACUCGCAAGAACGCAUCCUCGGCGCUCUGUUCCUAGUCUGCCGCCUCGCGACGCUGAUGGCGAUGCUCGAGGCGCUGGAGCCGCUGCGGGAGCUGGCCGACCAGGAGCAGGCGCGGCAGCGGGCGCUGGACGGCGGCGGCAGCAGCGCGUGGUCGGGCGGCCAGCAGACGGAGCGCUACCUCAAGCGCUACCUCGAGAUCUUCCGCGAGCAGAGCUUUGCGAUUGUGUCCAUGUUUAGGAGUAUCUUCCCCGUGGCCGCGGUGGUUACGAGUGAUGGGUUGGUUGGUGGUGGUAGUAGUGGGGGUGGGGGUGGUGGUGGUGUGCAGCAGGGUGGUGGUGGUGGUGGUGGCAGUGACCCGCUGGAACCGAUGCCUUCGGCGCUGGCGACGUUUCCGCUCUACUUGGUGGAUAUGCUGCUGGAGACGCUGCGGGUGUACCUACCUACCGUGAGGGACCAGGCGGCGAGGGACAGUCUGCUUACGCAGGUGCUCUACUGUGCGGGGAGUCUGGGGCGGUUGGGUGGUGAUUUCGGGCUGUUCCUUGCUACGCUGGAUGUCGGGCCCGAGGCAGAGGAUGAGUGGGUUGAGGUUGUUAAGCGGCACCGGGCUCUGGCUGGGCGGCUGGAAUCGAUUGUAGGGGAACAGAGGAGGGGGAGUUGAGAGCGGCACUGUUUAAUUAGCGGGGUGGUUACAUUACACGACGGUCACGGUCUAUAGGUACAGUGAAAGCUUAUCCCUCAGUUUAAUUCAAAACGAUCACGAGCAGUGUGACUCAAGCA